GACGUGGACGUGGACCUGGACGUGGACUGGUCGUGGACUUGGACGUGGACGUGGACAUGGUCGUGGACGUGGACGUGGACCUGGACGUGGACGUGGACUUGGACGUGGACGUGGACGUGGACGUGGUCGUGGACGUGGACGUGGUCGUGGUCGUGGACAUGGACGUGGACGUGGACGUGGACGUGUACCUGGACGUAGACGUGGACUUGGACGUGGACUUGGACUUGGACGUGGACGUGGACGUGGUCGUGGACGUGGACGUUGACGUGGUCGUGGACGUGGACGUGGACGUGGACUUGGACGUGGACGUGGACGUGGAUGUGGACGUGGACGUGGUCGACAUGGACGUGGUCGUGGACGUGGACGUGGACGUGGACGUGGACGUGGUCGUGGACGUGGACGUGGACGUGGACGUGGACAUGGACGUGGUCGUGGAUGUGGACGUGGACGUGGACGUGGUCGUGGACCUGGACGUGGUGGUGGACGUGGACGUGGACGUGGACGUGGACGUGGUCGUCGACGUGUACAUGGACGUGGACGUGGUCGUGGACGUGGACGUGGACGUGGACGUGGUCGUGGACGUGGACGUGGACGUGGACCUGGACCUGGACGUGGACGUGGACUUGGACGUGGACGUGGACUUGGACGUGGACGUGGACGUGGACGUGGUCGUGGACGUAGACGUGGACGUGGACCUGGACGUGCACGUGGACGUGGACGUCGACGAUCAAUGGGGGAUCACCAGUGGACCUCUGACAGACGUGGACGUGGUCGUGGACGUGGACGUGGACGUGGACCUGGACGUGGACGUGGACGCGGACGUGGACCUGGACGAGGACGUGGACGUGGACGUGGACGUGGACGUGGUCGUGGACGUGGACGUGGACGUGGACGUGGACGUGGACGUGAUCGUGGACGUGGACGUGGACGUGGACGUGGACGUGGUCGUGGAUGUAAACGUGGACGUGGACGUGGUCGUGGACGUGGACGUGGACGUGGACAUGGACGUGGACGUGGACGUGGACAUGGACGUGGACGUGGACUUGGACUUGGACGAGGACGUGGACGUGGACGUGGACGUGGUCGUGGACGUGGACGUGGUCGUGGACAUGGACGUGGACGUGGACGUGGACUUGGACGUGGACGUAGACUUGGACGUGGAUGUGGACGUGGACGUGGACGUGGACGUGGACGUGGUCGUGGACGUGGACGUGGACGUGGUCGUGGACGAGGACGUGGACGUGGUCGUGGACGUGGACGUCAACGUGGUCGUGGACGUAGACUUGGUCGUGGACGUGGACGUGGACGUGGACGUGGUCGUGGACGUGGACGUGGUCGUGGACGUGGACGUGGUCGUGGACGUGGACGUGGUCGUGGACGAGGACGUGGACGUGGACGUGGACGUGGACGUCGACGUCGACGUGGACAUGGACGUGGACGUGGACGUGGUCAUGGACGUAAACGUGGACGUGGUUGUGGACGUGGACGUGGACAUGGAAGUGGACGUGGACGUGGUCGUGGACGUGGGCGUGGACGUGGACAUGGACGUGGACGUGGACGUGGGCGUGGACGUGGACGUGGACGUGGAGGUGGAUAUGAACGUGGACGUGGAGGACUUGGACGUGGACGUGGACGUGGACGUGGACGUGGACGUGGUCGUGGACGUGGACGUGGAGGUGGAUAUGGACGUGGACGUGGAGGACUUGGACGUGGACUUGGACGUGGACGUGGACGUGGACGGGGACGUGGACGUGGACGUGGACGUGGUCGUGGACGUGGAGGUGGAUAUGGACAUGGACGUGGAGGACUUGGACGUGGACUUGGACGUGGACGUGGACGUGGACGUGGACGUGGACGUGGACGUGGACGUGGUCGUGGACGUGGACGUGGUCGUGGACGUGGUCGUGGACGUGGACGUUGACGUGGUUGUGGACGUGGACGUGGAUGUGGACUUGGACGUGGACGUGGACGUGGACGUUGACGUGGUCGUGGACGUGGACGUGGACGUGGACGUGGACAUGGACGUGGAGGUGGAGGGUGAACCCUAA
Messenger RNA from Closterium sp. NIES-65, 2048 nucleotides. The record is from the annotation of a GenBank genome assembly. NCBI's taxonomy places the organism in Eukaryota, Viridiplantae, Streptophyta, Zygnematophyceae, Desmidiales, Closteriaceae.